Molecule: messenger RNA, 1358 nt
Organism: Hordeum vulgare subsp. vulgare (domesticated barley)
Lineage: Eukaryota; Viridiplantae; Streptophyta; Magnoliopsida; Poales; Poaceae
Product: probable methyltransferase TCM_000336
Exons: 4
Coding region: 18-1130 (370 amino acids)
Biological process (GO): methylation
Molecular function (GO): S-adenosylmethionine-dependent methyltransferase activity
Source: RefSeq, a predicted model, not a curated record
CGCCAGAUCUGCCGGCUAUGACUUCCUCCUCCCUCGAAUCCCCGUCCAUGAACGUGGAAGCCGUCCUGCACAUGAAGGAAGGGCUCGGGGAGAACAGUUACGCCCAGAACUCUUCGCAUCAGAAGAAAAACAUGGACACCGUGAAGGACCUGGUGAUUGACUCGGCAACAGGCGUGUAUGCGUCUCUCAUGCCGGAGAGGUUCACCAUGGCCGACCUUGGUUGCUCCUCAGGGGCGAACGCUCUUGGUAUGGUGGAGAACAUCAUCAGGGGCAUCGCUGAGGUUUGUCGCACCUCAUCGACGUCGCAGCUGCCGCCAGAGUUCUCCGUGCUUCUCAACGAUCUCCCCACCAAUGACUUCAACACCAUCUUCUGCACCUUUCCGGACUUCAUCAGCAAAAUCAAGGCCGACAACCCGACGGUGUUCUUAUCGGGCGUCCCGGGAUCCUUCUAUGGGAGGCUUUUCCCCACGGGUAGCUUGCACUUCGUUUGCUCCUUCAACAGUCUGCACUGGCUUUCUCAGGUCCCCCCCGGUCUUUAUGAUGAGGCAAAUCUGCCCGUAAACAAAGGGAAAAUGUUCAUAUCAAGCUCUAGCCCCCGUGCCGUGCCGGCGGCCUACUUGAGGCAGUUUCAGAGGGACUUCGGCCUGUUCCUGAAGUCGCGCUCCGCCGAAAUGGUGGAGGGCGGCAGGAUGGUUAUGUCGAUGCAAAGCAGGGAAACCGAGGUGUACACAGACAAGAAGACGACCUUGUUGUGGGAGCUCUUGUCGGAGUCGCUUGCCUCGCUGGUAUCACAGGGGCUAGUUGAGCAAGCUAAGGUUGACACGUACAACGUGCCGUUCUACCCACCGUGUAUACGGGACAUUGAGGACGAGGUGCGCAAGGAAGGCUCGUUUCGCCUAGACUGCGCGCGCAAGUACGACUGCAACACGAGCACUGGCGGUGAUGCCAAGGAGGCAGCCAGGGUGGUUUCGAUGGCGGUCAGGGCCGUGCAGGAGUCCAUGCUGAACUACCACUUCGGGCCAGACAUCAUGGACAUGUUGUUCCACAAGUACGCCGAGCUUAUCACCGAAUCAAUGGAAAAGGAGGACAUCAAGAGUGUUCAGUUAGCGGUGGUUCUGAUCAAGCUGUGAGACUAAGUCUGUUUCCUCAGUGAAUAAGGUCCUUCUCAAGUAGAAUGAUACAAGCUACUCCCUCCAUUCUUAAAUAAUUAUAGUUUUUUUUUUUUUUUGCGGGUAAAUAAUUGUAGAUUCUUGCACAAAAAAAUUGUAGUUCUGAAGAACUAUUCUAUUCUCCCCAACUACAAUUAUUUAGGUACAAAAGGACUACUUUCUACACUAUUACUCCUUGCCAUAUUGCAU